UCGUCUCCAUAUCUAUUUUGUCUUUCUCUGAAACUUUCACUUGUUUUUUGAUCUCUCUUUGAGAAAUUUGAAGAUGAAGAAAUGGACAGCUAUGGCGGUGGCGGGUAUUUUGUCGACGAGAAAGCCGUUCGGGUCGAAAACAUCUUCUUGGAGUUCCUCUCAAAUUUCUCUUUUAAUUUGUAUUGAACAAUUUCUCCCUUUUUUUUUUCUGGAUCUAACAUUAUGCUUUCAGUUUUCAAGUGGAUGCGGACUCACGUGAGCCAUUUUACGAGUCGGAUAUUGAAGCCAUGAGACCUAAUGAGUCCAAUACUAUGUUCAAUUGAUUUCUCUCACGUUACGCGCUUCAACGAUAUCCUCCAAAAGGCCAUUUCCGAUGAGUUUCUCAGGUUUGAAUCCUAUCUCAAAAAUGCUUGCAAGAGAUUCGUGAUGGAAUUGAAGCCCACUUUCAUCACAGAUGAUAAUCCUAACAAGGAUAUCAACGUCGCAUUUUACAAUCUUCCCCUGAUUAAGAGAUUGAGAGAAUUGACUACCUCAGAGAUAGGGAAAUUGGUGUCGGUAGCUGGAGUGGUAACUCAUUCCAGUGAGGUCCGACCAGAGCUUCUACAGGGAACCUUCAAAUGCUUGGACUGUGGAACUGUGAUCAAGAAUGUUGAACAGCUAUUCAAAUAUAUCGAGCCCAUAAUUUGUAUGAAUGCAACAUGUCAAAACAAAGCAAGGUGGGCAUUACUCAGGAAAGAGAGCAAAUUUGCAGACUGGCAGAGGGUCCAAAUGCAGGAGACCUCCAAGGAGAUACCAGCAGGGUCCCUUCCAAGAUCACUUGAUGUCAUUCUACACCAUGACAUUGUGGAACAAACCAGAGCAGGUGACACGGUCAUAUUACUGGUACCGUUGUUGGCUAUAUCUUGA
This is a messenger RNA of Solanum stenotomum, 906 nucleotides long. RefSeq names its product DNA replication licensing factor MCM6-like. The record is from RefSeq and is a predicted model, not a curated record. Gene Ontology annotation, molecular function: single-stranded 3'-5' DNA helicase activity; single-stranded DNA binding; ATP binding. Gene Ontology annotation, biological process: double-strand break repair via break-induced replication; mitotic DNA replication; DNA replication initiation. Gene Ontology annotation, cellular component: MCM complex; nucleus. The transcript has 5 exons. Bases 298 to 906 code for a protein of 202 amino acids. NCBI's taxonomy places the organism in Eukaryota, Viridiplantae, Streptophyta, Magnoliopsida, Solanales, Solanaceae.